AUGACUCCCCCUCCCGCUAUAGUCCACGGCCCGACCGAGCCUGCCCUCUGGCACAAGACGCUUGGCGAUCUCAUCGACGAGCAAGAAGCUCAUUACCGUUCCAAAGAGGCGGUAGUUGUGCCGUGGCAGUCUGUGCGGCUCAGCUACAGUCAACUGGCGGAGAGAAGCCGUGUGCUCGCCCAGGCCAUGCUCGACAUGGGGUUGCGUCCGGGUGACUGCGUCGGCAUCAUGGCGGGCAACUGUUACCAAUACAUCGAAGUCUUUCUUGGUGGUGGUCGCAUUGGGUGUCCCGUGGUGGUCUUGAACAAUACGUAUACCCCAAGUGAAUUGACCAGAGCUGUUCACCAGAGCUCAUGCAAACUCGUCUUCAUCAGCUCGGUCAUCAGCACCAGAAGCCUAUCAGACCACAUUCACGCUCUUCAAGGCGAACAAUCACCGAAUCCAAAGCUCCCUCAGCUCCGACGGAUCGUGCUCAUCGGAGACGGCACCCCCAGCAGCCAAACAGGCAUCAACCUUCAACCCUACGACGUCUUCACUAGUACCGCCCAUCCCAAUCCAGCUGAACAAGCUGCCAUCGCGCGCACCACCUCCCCCGAAGACGUCCUCAACCUCCAAUUCACCUCCGGCACAACCGGCUCCCCCAAAGCUGCCAUGUUAACGCACAAUAACCUCAUCAACAACGCCCGCUUCUUCGGCCAAGGCCUGGCCCUCACCCCCCAGGAUAUAAUUCUCACACCUCCCCCCCUUUUCCACUGCUUCGGUCUAGUCCUCGGCUUUUUGUCCUCCUUCAUCCACGGCAGCACCAUCAUCUUCCCAUCCGCCAGCUUCUCCGCUCCUAGAUGUGUGGACGCCCUCCUCACCGAACACGCAACUGUGGUCCUCGGGGUGCCAACCAUGUACCUGGCCAUCCUUGAGGCACUCGCCCACACCGGCACCAAACCAUCAUCCCUACGAGUCGCGCUCGCCUCGGGCUCCCCCGUCUCCCCAACGCUCAUGACCCGCCUCCAGACGGAGAUGGGGAUCCCGAAUGUGCUGAUCGCGUACGGGAUGACGGAGACGAGCCCGGUCACGUUUAUGACCGGUCUUGGUGAUGAUGCUGAGAAAGGGCUGAGUACGGUCGGGCGAGUGGUGCCGCAUACGUGGGCGAAGGUAGUAGAUCGGGAAGGUUCCGUUGUUGCGCGGGGGGUGAGGGGGGAAUUGUGUACGGCGGGAUUUGCGUUGCAGAAAGGAUAUUGGCGAAACGUCAAGAAGACAGCAGAGGUGAUGCGGAGGGAUGAGCAGGGGGUGCUGUGGAUGUUUACGGGGGAUGAAGUGGUGAUGGAUGCCGAGGGGUUUGUGGCGGUGACGGGACGGAUUAAGGAUGUGAUUAUUCGGGGAGGAGAGAAUAUCUUCCCGCGUGAGAUCGAGGAGCGGUUGACGACGCAUCCUUCCAUCAGUGAGGCCAGUGUGGUCGGGAUCAAGAAUGAGCGGUACGGGGAAGUGGUGGGGGCGUUCCUGAAGGCCAGUGAGAAAGUCAGUCCCGAUGAACUCCGACACUAUGUCAGUCAGACGCUGGGGCGGCAUAAGGCGCCCCAGCAUAUCUUCUGGAUCGGCGAUGCUGGUGUCGGCACAGAUUUCCCCAAGACCGGCAGUGGGAAACACCAGAAACAUCUCCUGCGUGACCUGGGGAAUCGCUUGGUACGAGCGAGGGAGGUAAACCGGGCGAGGCUGUAA
Messenger RNA from Aspergillus eucalypticola CBS 122712, 1713 nucleotides. Its product is annotated as acetyl-CoA synthetase-like protein. The coding region runs from base 1 to 1713 and encodes 570 amino acids. Lineage: Eukaryota; Fungi; Ascomycota; Eurotiomycetes; Eurotiales; Aspergillaceae. Gene Ontology annotation, biological process: fatty acid metabolic process. The transcript is spliced from 5 exons. The record is from RefSeq and is a predicted model, not a curated record. Gene Ontology annotation, molecular function: medium-chain fatty acid-CoA ligase activity.